Lycium ferocissimum is the source of this 1107-nucleotide messenger RNA. RefSeq lists its product as uncharacterized. The record is from RefSeq and is a predicted model, not a curated record. The coding region runs from base 1 to 1107 and encodes 368 amino acids. Gene Ontology annotation, molecular function: nucleic acid binding; RNA-DNA hybrid ribonuclease activity. NCBI's taxonomy places the organism in Eukaryota, Viridiplantae, Streptophyta, Magnoliopsida, Solanales, Solanaceae. The transcript has a single exon.
AUGUGUUCAUGUGAUGUCUGGAAAGAUAACUGGAAUAGAUUGGGUCCUCUAAGGGAAUUCUCAACUCCAUAUCACAAUAUAGAAGAGGUGGCUGAACUCAUGAACUCAGAGGGUUGGGAAUUCCAAAAAAUGAAUGCAGUGUUACCAGACCAGGUGGUGGAUCAUGUUAAAUAUAAACUGAGCAUAAUGGGGCAAUCAAUAGAUGCAGAUGUACCAUGGUGGAUUUUAACUAAGUCUAGCAAAUUGACAGUGAGUAGUGCAUUGAACGUAAUGAGACAGCAGGAGCAAGAGUCAUUAAGCUAUCAAAGAAUAUGGAGUAAAGGUGUGCCCUUCAAAAUUUCAUUUUUUUUAUGGAGGAUGUGGAAAGCUAUACUCCCAGUGGAUGAUGCACUCAAAAGGAUGGAUAUUUCCAUUGUAUCAAGAUGCAUAUGCUAUCUAAAUUCACAGUCAGAGAAGACAUUCCAACAUAUUUUCUUGACUGGUAAUUGUGUAGCAGAAGUAUGGCAAUACUAUACCACGUCAGCAGGUAUCAUUGGCCCUCUAAUACAGUUACAUCAAGCAGUGGUAAAAUGGUGGAAUACAAAGUGUGCAGUCAAGUUGAAACUAGUUUUUGAAGCAAUUCAAUCAUUUAUCUACUGGCAGUUGUGGAAGAGAAGAAAUGCACUCAUGAAUGGAGCAAAUAUGAGUAAGAGUAAAGUCAUUUACUGCAUUAAUCAGAACAUUCAUAACUUGAUAAGCAGUCUAUAUCCAUGGUUGAAGAAUGUCCCACAUGAUUGGCCUCAGAUGGUACAGUUAUUAGAAGGACUUAAUCCUAGAGUAGGAGGUCAAAUGGUACAACGGAGAUAUCCAAGUGCAGGGUGGCAUAAGUGUAAUACUGAUGGUGCAUCAAGGGGUAAUCCAGGCCAAAGGUUGACUGCUUUUUGCAUUAGAUAUGAAAGAGGUGAUUUGGUUUAUGCAGCUGCUAGAAGAAUAGCUAACACAACAAAUAUAUGUGCAGAAGCAGUUGCAAUUCAUGUUGGUCUACAAUAUUGUGUUAAUAAUCAAAUGUUACCUGUGAUCAUGGAAACUGACUCUCUAGCUAUGGUAAACAUCAUUCAAGGAGACUGA